Molecule: messenger RNA, 1893 nt
Organism: Neogale vison (American mink)
Lineage: Eukaryota; Metazoa; Chordata; Mammalia; Carnivora; Mustelidae
Gene: UNG
Product: uracil DNA glycosylase
Exons: 7
Coding region: 73-1014 (313 amino acids)
Biological process (GO): base-excision repair; base-excision repair, AP site formation via deaminated base removal
Cellular component (GO): mitochondrion; nucleus
Molecular function (GO): uracil DNA N-glycosylase activity
Source: RefSeq, a predicted model, not a curated record
UUUCGGAUCGCCGCAGCUGGCGCAGACGGCGGGUUCUCCGAGCGGCGCGCGGCCGCUCUCCUCGGCUCCGGGAUGAUCGGCCAGAAGACCCUCUACUCCUUUUUCUCUCCCACCCCCGCCGGGAAGCGACGUGCCCGCAGUCCCGAGCCGGCCGACCCGGGGACCGGCGUGGCGGCGGUGGCUGAGGAGAGCGGGGAUGCGGCGGCAAGUCCCCCCAAGAAGGCCCGGGCCGGGCAGGAGGACCCCGGCACCCCGCCCUCCUCGCCGCUGAGCCCCGAGCAGUUGAUCCGUAUCCAGAGGAACAAGGCCGCCGCCCUGCUCAGACUCGCCGCGCGCAAUGUGCCAGUGGGUUUCGGUGAGAGUUGGAAGAAGCCGCUCAGCGCGGAGUUCGGGAAACCGUAUUUCAUCAAGCUAAUGGGAUUUGUCGCGGAAGAAAGAAAACGUUACACUGUUUAUCCACCCCCGCACCAAGUCUUCACGUGGACCCAGAUGUGUGACAUAAGACAUGUGAAGGUUGUCAUCCUGGGACAGGAUCCGUAUCAUGGACCCAACCAAGCCCAUGGGCUCUGCUUUAGUGUUCAAAGACCCGUUCCACCGCCGCCCAGUUUGGAGAACAUUUAUAAAGAGCUGUCUACAGACAUAGAGGGUUUCGUUCAUCCUGGUCAUGGAGAUUUAUCCGGGUGGGCCAAGCAAGGUGUUCUCUUACUCAAUGCUGUCCUCACCGUCCGUGCACAUCAGGCUAAUUCUCACAAGGAGAGAGGUUGGGAGCAGUUCACUGAUGCAGUCGUAUCCUGGCUAAAUCAGAACUCCAGUGGCCUGGUCUUUUUGCUCUGGGGCUCUUACGCUCAGAAGAAAGGCAGUGCCAUUGACAGGAAACGCCACCAUGUGCUGCAGACAGCCCACCCCUCCCCAUUGUCGGUGUACAGAGGGUUCUUUGGAUGUAGACAUUUCUCUAAAACCAAUGAGCUGCUGCAGAAGUCUGGCAAGGAGCCCAUCAACUGGAAGGACCUGUGACUCUGACCUGAAGGGCUGUCUCUGGGCAGUUCUCUGGAAGCUAUCAAAGUAUUUGCUAGGAGUGACCGCAUGACCCAGACAGAAGCCUCCAGAGCUCUCUACCCUGGCUGGGACUCUGUGGCUAUCUUUGCAACAUGGCUUUGGCCUAAAACCUGCUGUCACGGUGUUUGGGAGAGGGUGGGGGGGUCAAAUACAGAGACAACUUCUGUCACCUUAUGGUGGAAGGGGACGGGGGGGACAGUCGGCUGCUAUUUGUUUUUUACCUGGCAGGUUAGACUUUUGGUUAAAGGUAUCAGGUGUGUUUAUCUAGAAAGCACCCCCCCUCCCCCGCCAAUGCCCUGCCUGGCAUUCCAGUUCUUGGCCAAGUACAUAUCUGUUCCCUCUAUCCUUUCCUGAGCCCUCAGGCCCCUACUCCUUGAAGGAAGCAGGACAGUUUGCAAGUGCCUAGAAAUUGAAGAAAGCUGUGUGAGUCUUCACAAACAAGCAGAGGGAAAUGAGCUGGGGCUUAUUUUCAUAGUUAAUCCUCUGGGUGUUUCUAGGAAUGAGCAGUGGAAAUUGAAAGGGGAAAUUUUUACUUUUUUUUUUUUUAAGCGAGGAAAUGCUUUUCUCCUAGGUUUUUGAGGCAGCACAGACUGCCAAAGGCUGUUUUCUAUGGACUGAAAUCACGUGGGGAUUUUUUUUUCCCCCUGCAACACUGGUGAAUUUUGCUGUUUUAGAAAUAUGCGGAUGUAUAUAUAUAUUUUAUAAUUUCCUAUUGGGGAGACAAUCUUCGUUAGGUCUGCACCUCCAUCCUAGAUCCUGUUGGGGAUGCUGUUAUGUUAGCUGGGGAAAGAGUUAACCCCGACUGAGUUUGGGAAUAAAAGAUUGUUGGAAGUUUCA